CGGCGUAGGCGAAUAAUAUAUGUAACACGUAAUAUUGAGUUUUUCCAGCCAAAAUUAUUAUACCGGUCUUAUUAUGAUACGGAUUCUGAGGGCGCCGAGAGAUUUGCUAUUCAGGUUUUUUAAAAACCAAAAUCGAACAUUCAACAGUAUAUAUAAUCACAAUAGAAACAACAUCGUUCUUUCUGACCCCAUCACAAAGGUUCUUAGAGAAACAAAUCAAAAUAAUGUUAGAAAUGCCAGCAGCAAAUCCCGAAAGCGACCACCGGUAUCCAUACACGGGAACAAAAUAUUUAAAGAAGGCGAAACGAGAAAGUAUUCUCCAUUCGAUUUUUCUGGUCAGUCAACAGCCGAGUGGAUAGUGGCAAGAACAGAUGAUCUCCUAAACUGGGGUCGUAAGCAUUCCCUCUGGCCCCUAACUUUCGGCCUGGCCUGCUGUGCUCUCGAAAUGAUGCACUAUGCUGCUCCCAGAUACGACAUGGAUCGUUUUGGCAUGGUUUUUCGCGGGUCUCCGCGGCAAACUGACGUCAUCAUCGUUGCUGGGACUGUCACCAAUAAGAUGGCGCCGAUUCUAAGGAAGACGUACGAUCUGAUGCCGGAACCUAAGUGGGUGGUGUCUAUGGGCAGCUGCGCUAACGGUGGUGGUUACUACCAUUACACUUAUUCGACGGUUCGAGGAUGUGAUAGAAUUAUACCGGUGGACAUCUACGUACCAGGGUGUCCUCCUACAGCCGAGGCCCUGCUAUACGGCAUGCUUCAGCUCCAGAAGAAAAUCAAACGUAUGAAAUCUGUGCAGGUGUGGUAUCGGCAUUAA
Messenger RNA from Galleria mellonella (greater wax moth), 811 nucleotides. Its product is annotated as NADH-quinone oxidoreductase subunit B 2-like. The record is from RefSeq and is a predicted model, not a curated record. Gene Ontology annotation, molecular function: quinone binding; 4 iron, 4 sulfur cluster binding; NADH dehydrogenase (ubiquinone) activity. The transcript is spliced from 5 exons. The coding region runs from base 74 to 811 and encodes 245 amino acids. Gene Ontology annotation, biological process: mitochondrial respiratory chain complex I assembly; electron transport coupled proton transport; aerobic respiration. NCBI's taxonomy places the organism in Eukaryota, Metazoa, Arthropoda, Insecta, Lepidoptera, Pyralidae.